Messenger RNA from Anthonomus grandis grandis, 1132 nucleotides. RefSeq names its product CD151 antigen. Bases 64 to 798 code for a protein of 244 amino acids. Gene Ontology annotation, cellular component: membrane. The record is from RefSeq and is a predicted model, not a curated record. The transcript has 5 exons. Lineage: Eukaryota; Metazoa; Arthropoda; Insecta; Coleoptera; Curculionidae.
CUGGCGAGUGAACAUACAUUUAAAUAAUUAUUAUUAAUUAAAUAAAAACUUCUUAUAGGACAAAUGAUAGAUUUUGCCAAGAUGAAGACGUGCGAGCUAAGUUUGAUCAAGUACUUGUUGUUUGGAUUUAAUUUGGUUUUUGCGAUUUCGGGAAUAGUAAUCAUAAUUGUUGGCGCUUUGACCCUUUCCGAAGUGGGCCAGUUCCAGCAUUUUAUGGAGGGACGAAUCCUUGCUCCUCCAGUUGUCUUAAUAGUUGUCGGCGCCAUAGUCUUCCUGGUGGCUUCCCUUGGAUGUUAUGGAGCUAUUAGAGAGUCCUAUUAUAUGUUAAUAGCGUUUGCAGCCUGUCUAUUGGUGGUAUUCAUCAUAGAGCUAGCUGUUGGUAUUACAGCGGCGGUCUACCAUAACGAAAUCGAUCAAUCGAUGAAGAAUGUCAUGGACGAGUCCUUGGCCAGAUAUGAAAAAAGUGAUAUGGAUAAAAACGCCUGGGACAAAGUGCAAUCAGAGUUACAAUGCUGUGGAGUAAGCAGUCCAAAUGACUGGAACAAAACAAAACGUCCCCUAUCAUGCUGUGAGGCACCUAGAGAGGGAGCUCCUCCUCCAACCGAGGAGGGUUGCAACAGCGCAAAAGUCGACGAAUCGAAUAUUCUGUUCAGUUCAGGCUGUUUCGAAAAGAUCAAAAUGAAAGCUGAAAAUGCCUCGAGAGUCUUAAUUGGAGUUGGAAUUGGCAUUGCAUUAAUUGAAGUCAUUGGUAUUCUACUCGCUUGUUGGAUGGCUUUAUCGAUCAAAAAUCGAAGUUAAAAUCGUAGUUGAUGGCAAUUUUUCAAAUCAAUUUAUAUCGCAGAUAUUGUUAUAGAAUAUACGUUUUUAUAUGCUAAAAUAUGCAGUGACCUGCAGAAAAUAUAUAAAAGGGACCCUAAAGGACCUCAUUUUUAAUUAUUAAAUUUUAUAGUAAAUUUUAACGUUUUGUUCUGCUGAUCACUGUAUAAUAAAUAUCAUAUUAUAUUGCUUAAAAAAUUAAAUCCCAUAUAAAAUGUGUCGUAGUCAUAUUAUAGCAAUAGUUAUAGACUAUUAAAUGUUGUAUUGCAAAACUUUAAAUAUCUACUAUGGUUAAUAAAAUAUAUACUCAUGAGAA